UUACUCCUAUUUUUUUUCUCUCUGUAAUCAAAUCAAAGCCUGAGCAAUACUCGCGCUUUCUAAUCUCAAUCAAAACAAUCCCCAUUUCGAAGCCCCUCGCAUGGACUCCCUUCAAGCCACCUACCGAGAAGAAGAAGAAGAUGACGAUGAAGAAAAACCCACUAGCCAUGGGGAUCCUUCACCCGCUGCCACUACCGCCAUUGAACUUGCGGAACAUCGGAAUGAUACAGAAGAACCACAAAACGACACGGAAACUUCUCAAAACGGCGACUCGACCAAAAAUCAAGAGCCGUUUGUAUCUGGUCUCUCUGAAUCGGACCCAACCACCUCCAACGACACUGAAAAGCCCACUACUAAAUCCCCCAAAGUAGAGGAUAUGGAGGAAGAAGAAGAUGAGGACGACGAUGAAGACGAAGACCCACCUCCCAAAAAGCAAAAGCAACUCUCAUCUCUGACCCAACAGCAACGAGAAGAAGAACCCACUACCAUUGACGAGAACAACAAUGGCAAUGUUGUGUCGAGCGAAAUUAAGACUCCAUCCACAACGCAAGCAACAACGAAAAAGAAAUCUAAGAAAAAGAACAACAACAAUGUGUGGGUAACGAGAUCUACCCGUAAAGGCAAGAAGAAAACCAAGCCUAAUCCCCAGAAUACUCCUGCUGAAGAUACAGUUUUGAUAACCCCUGUCCCCAGAUUCCCAGAUAAAAGUGACGAUACCCCAGACAUGAAAAUUUGCUUAUCCAAAGUAUACAAAGCUGAGAAAGUGGAAUUGAGCGAAGACAGAUUGAGUGCUGGAAGUACAAAAGGGUAUAGAAUGGUGAGAGCCACUAGAGGUGUUUGCGAAGGGGCAUGGUACUUUGAGAUUAAAGUGGCGAGUUUGGGAGAGACAGGGCACACUCGUCUUGGAUGGUCAACAGAGAAAGGGGACCUGCAGGCGCCAGUUGGAUACGAUGGGAACAGUUUUGGGUAUAGAGAUAUUGAUGGGAGUAAAGUGCACAAGGCAUUGAGAGAAAAGUAUGGGGAGGAAGGGUAUAAGGAAGGGGAUGUUAUUGGGUUUUAUAUUAAUUUACCGGAAGGUUCAUUAUAUGCUCCUAAGCCACCACAUUUGGUUUGGUAUAAAGGGCAGAGGUAUGUCUGUGCUCCAGAUGCUAAGGAGGAUCCUCCUAAGAUCAUACCUGGAAGUGAGAUAUCUUUCUUCAGAAAUGGGGUAUGUCAAGGCGUUGCAUUCAAGGAUUUAUGUGGUGGUCGUUACUUCCCUGCUGCUUCAAUGUACACCCUUCCAAAUCAACCAAAUUGUGUGGUCAAGUUUAACUUUGGACCUGACUUUGAAAUUUUUCCUGAGGAUUUUGGUGGGCGUCCAAUUCCUAGGCCCAUGUUUGAGGUUCCUUAUCAUGGGUUUGAUAAUCGUGUUGAACAUGGGGUGUCCAAUGAGAUCAAACAUUAACUAUCUGACUAUCUGUGAAGUUGGGAGAUUAAUCCAAGUUUAGCAUUCUAUUUGUAAUUUUGGUUAGUAUUAAAUUAGAACUGACAGAUGAAUUAAUUGAUUUGUAAACUCCAAUUUUCUUUAAAAGAGAGAAAAAAAAGAGAAGUUGAUUUCUAUUUAUGAAAUGUAAUGCUGUGGCACAAGCCUGAUGAUCUAUUGACAGAGUUUCUUGGUAUUGGAUUUCUGGUUUUUAUUGAUGAUGUAAGUUAGCUCACUUCAGUAUUGCUGAACUGGUUUCCCUGUUUAUACUGAAAGCAUAGUAAAUUUUUUCAGAGUUCUUAUUCA
Messenger RNA from Jatropha curcas, 1768 nucleotides. It is a transcript of the gene TRO, whose product is annotated as histone H3K4 methyltransferase TRAUCO. Gene Ontology annotation, molecular function: protein binding; transcription cis-regulatory region binding. Lineage: Eukaryota; Viridiplantae; Streptophyta; Magnoliopsida; Malpighiales; Euphorbiaceae. Gene Ontology annotation, cellular component: Set1C/COMPASS complex. The record is from RefSeq and is a predicted model, not a curated record.